Molecule: messenger RNA, 1026 nt
Organism: Cercospora beticola
Lineage: Eukaryota; Fungi; Ascomycota; Dothideomycetes; Mycosphaerellales; Mycosphaerellaceae
Gene: DAM1
Product: Dam1p
Biological process (GO): mitotic sister chromatid biorientation
Cellular component (GO): mitotic spindle; mitotic spindle pole body; DASH complex
Source: RefSeq, a predicted model, not a curated record
GCGCCAUCGAGCCAUACCGGAUCUCUUCCUCCACCAUCAUGGCCACCACCGCUACCCCCGGGACUGAUGAUACGCGCCAGCGCUCCGCGUCGCAUUCUCGCACGCGAUCCGGCGCAAUUCCUUCGCGACCCACGACACCCCUCCGUCCACCAUCUCGCACCUCUCUCCGAGCUUCCCAAUCAACACCUACCGCAGGCUCCAACCUCGGCACGGAUUCCCACCCACUUUCGACACUCGAGCCAUCCUUUGGCGAGCUCUCAGACGCUAUGGCCGACCUAGAAGCCAACAUGAUGCAUCUCCAACUGCUCAAUGACAGCAUCAGCCGCUUUAACGAAAACUUCGGUGCCUUCCUCUACGGCAUGAAUAUGACUGCGUUCUGCGUAGAUUUUCCUGAAGCUCCGAUUCCGCAAAGUUAUACGCGACACAAGGGCGAUUAUAAUCCAUUGGAUGACUCGCCGUUUCGUUUGGAUGUUGCUGGACAGGGUGCUGGCACGGGAAGAAGGGAAGGUGAUAUAGAGGCGACGUUCAUGACGAGUGAUACAAGUGGCUUCGUGGAGAAUCCCGAACCGAGUACGAUCAAGAAGAGUGCGGCAAGUAGUAGCAAAUUCAGCUCUGUGCCGGGGAGUAUGAGUAGGCCAGGGCAGUUCAACCCACGAGGGAGAGGGGCGAACGCGGGUGCCGGGAGGGGAGGUGCUGUUGGUAGAGGCACUGCUGCCGCGGGACGGGCUCGUGGAAGUGGUAUUGCUAGAGGUGCAAGCACAGGGCGAGGGGGUGUUGGCGGAACGAGGGGCAGCGGCAUCGCGAGAGGCGUGGGCAGAGGCAGGGGUGCCAAGUGAUGACAGUCUUAUGAAGAUUGAGGAAUAUCGUCGAACAGGUCUCGCACAUCACUCAAAGUCGCCAUGCACAGCAGGCGACUCUGGACUUGGGCGCUCACAAGGCAAGCGUGGAGCUCACGUUCUGCGGCAACUCAGCUUCGUCUCCUGGACAGUGGGAGAGCGCAAAAGACAAAUGUUAUGAACACCCGAA